Messenger RNA from Prunus armeniaca (apricot), 1614 nucleotides. The record is from the annotation of a GenBank genome assembly. NCBI's taxonomy places the organism in Eukaryota, Viridiplantae, Streptophyta, Magnoliopsida, Rosales, Rosaceae.
AUGGAUGUUGGGACAGAUAAGCCCGAUCAUGUUAUUGGAGAAUAUGAACAUGAUAAGGUCGUUGGGGAAGGUAAUCACGACACUUUCCAGAUUAAAGAACAGUAUCAGAAAAAUGAUAUUGACGAAGAUGAUCUAGCAGAAAUAUGGAAGGAGAUGGCAAUGGCAACAGAAUGUUCCAAGGAUAUUGCUGUUGAUCCUUCAGCUGAUGAAACAUCUGGUGUAUGUGGGGAAGAAUGUGAUCACUUUUUCAUCCAGAAGGAUGAUCUUGGAUUAGUUUGUCGUAUCUGUGGAGUUGUUCAACAAGGAAUUGAAACUAUGUUUGAAUUCCAAUAUAGUAAGGCCAAAAGGACUAAACGAACUUACAUGUAUGAGUCACGGAAUGCCAACACUACCGAGUCAACUCAGAGUUUCUCAGUUGGACUGAAGUCUACUAAGGAUUAUUUAAUAGCAACAGAAAUUUAUGCCCAUCCAAGGCAUAGAAAUCAAAUGAAACCACAUCAGGUGGAGGGCUUUAAUUUUCUUUCUAGCAACUUGCUGACAGAUAAUCCAGGCGGUUGCAUUUUGGCUCAUGCCCCUGGUUCUGGAAAGACUUUUCUGAUUAUAAGUUUUGUGCAGAGUUUCCUAGCUAGGUUCCCCCAUGCUAGACCACUGAUUGUUCUACCUAAAGGCAUUCUGGCUACAUGGAAGAAAGAGUUCAAGAUAUGGCAGGUGGAGGACAUUCCGUUGCAUGAUUUUUACACUUCCAAAGCAGAUAACCGGUCUCAGCAGCUGGAUAUUUUAAAACAAUGGGUAGAGCAGAAGAGCAUCCUUUUUUUAGGGUAUCAACAGUUCUCUACUAUAAUGUGUGACAAUGGGACCAGUAGGACAUCAGUUGAUUGUCAAGAAAUUCUGCUGAAGGUCCCUCGCAUUCUUAUUUUAGAUGAAGGUCACACUCCAAGGAAUGAGGAUACAAAUAUGCUUCAGUCCCUUGCACGAGUCCAAACACCUCUAAAAGUUGUCCUCUCAGGAACCCUGUAUCAAAACCAUGUGAAAGAAGUUUUCAAUAUUUUAGAUCUUGUUCGUCCCAAGUUUCUGAAAUUGGAUACUUCCCGGGCUGUUGUUAAUCGGAUAAUGAGCAGAGUGCAGAUAUCAGGUGUGAGGAAACAAUCGAAAACUGGUACAAAUUUAGCUCUGUUUGACUUAAUAGAACACACUCUCCAGAAAGAUGAAGAUUUUAGAAGGAAAGUGGCUGUCAUACAAGAUCUUCGAGAAAUGACCAGGAAGGUCCUGCAUUAUUACAAAGGUGAUUCUCUGGACGAACUUCCGGGACUUGUGGAUUUCACCGUUGUACUUAAUCUUAGUUCAAGACAGAAACUUGAAGUGAAAAAGUUGAACAAAUUGGAUUACUUCAAGAAAGCUUCUGUGGGGAGUCUUGUGUAUAUGCAUCCAGAGUUGAAAUCUCUUACAGACAAAUAUUCGUCAACAGGAGGAAAAGGCUCUGAAAUUGAUAAUAAGGAGAUGGAUAAACUUAUAGAAAAUAUAAAUUUGAGAGAUGGAGUAAAAGCUAAGUUCUUUCUUAGUAUACUAGGCCUAUGUGAAUCAACUGGUGAGAAGCUGCUGGUUUUCAGCCAGUGA